AUGGAAGCUCGUCUAAUAGUAUCUCAAGACGUGGAGAAAGGAAAAGGUAGACUCUUUGACUUUGAGAUGGCAGUACAAGUCAAGGAUUAUGGAGGUGAAAACAAACUGAUGGGAGGUGCGAUAGCUCAAGGGAUGUCGGAUGGGAAUGAUUUUGGGAGUGAUGAUCUAAGGGCUAAACUGGAUUCCCUAAAAACUUUAAGAGGGACAAAGAGAUCUACUGUUGGCUUUACGGAAUAUGGUGCUGGUCUCGAUGAGGCUGGUCCAUCCGGGGUCACGGUUGGUAAACGAAAGGCAAGGAAGCGUAAAGUUAAAAGGUUGAGGCAGAGUAACCAGAAGAAAGAGCUAAGCUUAGCUACGACAACAGAGUUCAAGAAGAAUGGCAAAGGCCUGGGGCAGCCUCAAGACUUGGCAAUUCCGCGCCUCAAGGAGCUGCGGAAAAAGCAUUUCCCGGAGGUGAUGUUCUUGAUGGAAACGAUGAAUUGUAGAAACGUUUUGGUUGACUUGCAAGAGUGGUUGGGGUAUGAUAGAGUACAUACGGUGGAGCCGGUUGGUAAGUGUGGAGGACUUGCUCUGUUCUGUAAAAAGGGUGUAGAUAUUGAGUUGCUGAUUGUGAAUAAGAAUCUGAUGGAUCUGCGUGUACAGUUAGUGGGUUGUCCUUCUUUGUUUCCUGUGUAUAUGGCGAUCCUGACAGAAGUAAAAGAGAGGCUGUAUGGGACCAGCUAA
This is a messenger RNA of Microthlaspi erraticum, 723 nucleotides long. The record is from the annotation of a GenBank genome assembly. NCBI's taxonomy places the organism in Eukaryota, Viridiplantae, Streptophyta, Magnoliopsida, Brassicales, Brassicaceae.